CAAAGACAAUACAUACAAACCUCCUAAAUAAAUGAUAAUCAAUAAUACAAAUAAUAACAACAAUUCUUUAUAAUUGGCCACCUUGUCAUGUUUGUUUCCAUCCCUAAACUCAUCCAGUAUAAAUAACAGCUUAGUUGUUGGCCUCUCUUUCCAUCUCCCUCUCUCUCUUCCUCUUUCAAUUCACCUGUAGAUUCCCCUUUGUAAUUAUUAAAUUGAAAGAGAGCAACAAAGAGGGAGAAGAAAAAGGGGAGGCAAUGGAGGAAGGGGGAGAUCUCGAGAUCUCCGGUUGUGGCUCCACCACCACCACUACCACCGUCGACGACGACAUCGGCUACUGGAACCACUGGUCGCCGGUCGCCGAUCUGGGCACCUUCUGUGCAAAUGACCACGAGUUCAGGAGCCUGAUGGAAUCAAUGAUGUCCGACGAUAUGGACUGCGAAGAUGGGGUCGGCGCGCUCACAGACGCUGCCUGCACUCCAUCCGUCACCACAACAACUGGCAGCACCAGCACUGGGCUGCCUGCCGAUGAGCCCAGCCACGACGAGAAAGGGAUGCGGCUCGUGCACCUGCUCAUGGGGGCUGCCGAGGCCCUCACCGGCCCUCACCGGAGCCGGGAGCUCGCCCGUGUGAUAUUGGUUCGGCUCAAGGAGUUGGUGUCCACCGCUGGUGGGAGCAACAUGGAGCGCCUCGCCGCGCACUUCACCGAUGCCCUUCAGGGCUUGUUAGACGGCUCGCAUCCCACCGCCGGAACACGGACAGCUCACCGUGACAAUAAUCAUCAUCACCAUAACCCGGCGGACGUCCUGACAGC
This is a messenger RNA of Ananas comosus (pineapple), 811 nucleotides long. RefSeq names its product nodulation-signaling pathway 2 protein-like. The record is from RefSeq and is a predicted model, not a curated record. Gene Ontology annotation, cellular component: nucleus. NCBI's taxonomy places the organism in Eukaryota, Viridiplantae, Streptophyta, Magnoliopsida, Poales, Bromeliaceae. Gene Ontology annotation, molecular function: DNA-binding transcription factor activity; sequence-specific DNA binding. Gene Ontology annotation, biological process: regulation of DNA-templated transcription.